GAUUACAUCACUUUAGCAUUUUAUUUUUAAGAUGGUCGAUAAUAAAACAUGUCGAUAAUACUCUAUUUAGUUUAUCUUUGUGGAGUGUGUUAAAGAAUUUAUGUUGAUCUUAAUAGACAUAGCUAGACAAAUAUUGUACCUUACCAUUUAUAAGUUUUGUUUUAGAAGUGUUGUGUUAAGGCAUGCAAUAGUGCAACAUGCACCCAAAGGAUCAAGAAAUUGCUGACUGUAAAAGGAAAAUUGAGCAUUGUGAAAGAGAGGCUAGAUCUCUGCUGGAGAAAGAAGCACGCGAUUUUGAAGACAUUGCACAGUCCAUUGAACGGGAAACCAAUUGGAACGUUGCAAAAAUCUUCGCUGGAUGUAUAGGGAUCGUUGUAGGCACUGUUCUGAGCCAAGUUUCUUAUGAAGCCAGUUUGGUAUUAACACUUGCUGGUUGGGCAUAUGCUGGAACGAAUCUGAGCAGCGCUGUUGAAUGUAUGCGAGCAGCGAAAGUCGCCAGAAAUAAUGCCGAAGAGAAGCGGGCUGAAGCUGCGAAGCUUCAUUCAAGGCUGACGAAGCUUUUAAAUUGAACAAUAUGUGAGAAACGAUUUCGAUGUCAACGUUUUAACGUUGCGAAGAAUACUGACAACUCUAUACUUAAGAGAUGUUCUCCAAAAUACUUCCUAAAUUUCAUUUGUUUACUGUUAGCCAUAUGCUUGUGUUAUUAUUUAGAUCUAGUUAUAAUUUUAUGGUGGCAAGUACUAUGUAUAAUGACUAAUUACGAAUCAGAGUCUGAAAGUAUUGACUGUUUUCGUUUGCUUGUCCAUUAUUCCAUUCAUGCUAUUAUAUAGAAUUACUCUCUUAAUAUUUAAAUUGUGUGACCUAAUCGAUUAAUAAGUUCAUUUUGUUUGUAGUGAUUUGCAUUUAUAAAAUUAUGAUCUGUACAAUCAAUGCAUAAUUCCUGUUGUUUGUUUAUAAAAUGUGUUGAAAAACAGACGAACAAAUACAAAUCAUUUAAGAAAUACAAUUUUUUAAAAUUGCUACCAGGGUGUACUUGUUUAACGCAAUUAAAUAAUCAAUUGA
Molecule: messenger RNA, 1062 nt
Organism: Dreissena polymorpha
Lineage: Eukaryota; Metazoa; Mollusca; Bivalvia; Myida; Dreissenidae
Exons: 3
Coding region: 198-569 (123 amino acids)
Source: RefSeq, a predicted model, not a curated record